Diaporthe citri is the source of this 1425-nucleotide messenger RNA. RefSeq lists its product as uncharacterized. Gene Ontology annotation, biological process: metal ion transport; transmembrane transport. Gene Ontology annotation, molecular function: cobalt ion binding; magnesium ion binding; magnesium ion transmembrane transporter activity. Lineage: Eukaryota; Fungi; Ascomycota; Sordariomycetes; Diaporthales; Diaporthaceae. Gene Ontology annotation, cellular component: membrane. The coding region runs from base 1 to 1425 and encodes 474 amino acids. The record is from RefSeq and is a predicted model, not a curated record. The transcript is spliced from 7 exons.
AUGAGCGGAGCUGAUACGGAACUUAUCGAAGAGCUGUUCCAGGACCAAAACUUGGAUCCCGAGGAUGUUUUCUGCUCAGAGGGCGGGUGCUUCCAAGUGAUUGACAUCAGGGGUGGUAACGUCAAACAUCUCGAGAUCGACAACGAGGUCAGCUUCCAAGACCUUCUGGCCCCGAAAAAUAUUUCCGGAACCCGCAUCAUCUCCAUAAGUGGGCAAAGCACGGUCUUCAACCUUGACAUCAGUCUUUCGUGGACUACAAGGCUUUUCGAAGCAUACAAAGUCCACCCAGAAUUCUACCGAACUUUAGUGUCUUUCGGAAAUGGCCCCCAUUUCGCAGAAGCUUGCGACGGGAAUGACCUGCUUUGUAAAAGGUCGAACGGCACAUAUACCUUGUCAUACAAGCUCAACUUUGUCGAACUUAAUAACCGGAACGUGAGUGAGCGUUGGUCUUCGAGACAUCUCGGGGUAUAUCACCAGCAUGAGGCAGAUUUCGACCUCUAUGUGUUGGUUCACUGCAGCAGGUCGAGUGCACUGUACAGCAGAUUCACGCCUACGUCGACGGGCCCGCAUGGCCAACAUGAUCAGUUGCAAGAUAUUGUACAGAAUCAGGGAAGUCUCCAUGACCUUGUCUUGCAAACAUAUGUCCGCAACUGGCGGCCGUACUUGAGCUCAUCGGGAAACGAGCUUUCCAAAAUGAGUAAUCAAGCCAUGGUAGCCCAGGUGACGGAGGCCGGAACUCAAAGCUAUGUCUGGCUACGCCGGCUCAGAUCGCUCAGAGACCGCGUGGACUUGGCCUCGGGGCACUGCAUGAGCAACCUUGCGGUCAUCGAGUCGAUACGCCGGAGUCAACAGACCAAUGUGGAAAACAGGGACGCCCAGAAGCUUUCAGCAGCCCAGAAGACCAUCGAAAGUUGUGUGAAGAACUCUCAACUCUUGAAAGAUCGCAUUGAUAAUACCAUCGAGCUUAUCAGUUGCACUUUGACAAUCCACAGCCAUGAAGAGGCAGCCAAGCUCGUUCAUGAGAUCAAGGUGCUCACGGAGGAAACGAGCAGCGUCACCAAGAAGCUAACCCAGAUCGCCGAAAACUCUGCACACAGCGGAGAGAUCAUAAGGGUCAUCACCAUUGUCUCCGCCAUCUAUUUGCCAGGCAGUUUCGCCACCUCAGUCUUCGGGAUGAAUUUCUUCGACUUUGUCGAGGGAAAACGACGGAUCGCUGUUGCCAAGGACAUAUACAUAUUCGUGGCAUUCUGGAUCGGGCUGACAGUCCUGACUGCCGCCACUUUCUUCUGGGCCUACAUGCGUGGCAGGAAAAGACUGAAAAAAGUUGAAGAGGCCGCGUUUGAGGCCAUGACUCAGACUUCGGCUAAGCGGUCUAGUGGAGUUCUAUCGUCGACAAGUGGUUUUGAAAGACCCGGGGUGGUAUGA